Messenger RNA from Neoarthrinium moseri, 1908 nucleotides. RefSeq lists its product as uncharacterized. Bases 1 to 1908 code for a protein of 635 amino acids. Lineage: Eukaryota; Fungi; Ascomycota; Sordariomycetes; Amphisphaeriales; Apiosporaceae. The transcript has a single exon. The record is from RefSeq and is a predicted model, not a curated record.
AUGGUGACCGACUCUGGCGCCGGGGCCUCAUCCAGCCUCGAGACUCGUCGCAGCACUGUCACUGCUGCUGAUGUUGCUGCUGCCAAAGAACAUGACACCCUGUUUGCUUUUGGUCGCACGAUGGACAGCAGCAUCAGCACCAUCGAGAAUGAGUACGCGUCCGAUAACGCAUCCAACUCGCACCCGCCCGACUUUGACGACGACGAUGACAAUACUGGCUAUUCAUCGUCUACCUCCUCAACCUCGGAUAUCUUUGACCACCACAGGAACGGCGUCGGCUUCGUGCCACUUCCUACUGCCUCCGCCGCCCACCCCAAGGUCCGACCGUACAGGUUCAUGGCCAAGCUUGCGAGAAUACGACAACGCAAUGUGCCGUCGCUGGCAACCAUGGACGCCGCUCGACCCGUUUCGGUGGCUGACAACCUCCCGCGGCUUAUGCCCUCGAGCCUGUCAUCUUCAACGUCUGGCUCGGGUGAAGACACAAAUACAUCCGAGGAGGGCCUGGUCGCCGGUAUGACAGACCACUGGACAAGAAUGAGAAAGCAACGUGUGCAUGUGCACAAUAUACUCGACGAGAUCCGGCCUAGACGCGUUCAGCUGCAGGAAAUCAGACGGCAGAAGAAUGAGGCCGACAGUGCAAUAUUUCAGGACCUCCGCCGCGGUCUCUUCCGAGAUGACCCGGCGGCGAUGGAGAUGCGCCUACAGAGAAUUGACCGCCUCCAACUCUCGACCCAGAACGCGGAGCAAACCCUAGAGGCCUUGAUGGAAGAUUUGGAGGUGGCCGAAAGAGAACUUGAGGUCUUGGAGCGGCGGUUCUACAGCCAAUUUACCCUGGAUGAUAGUCCAGCAUCCACGAGUGAGCGGGUCUCGCCUGCUCUGUCUCGCCGCCCGUCCAGAACCUCGCUGUUUGGCAUCAGCCAGGAACGGGCAGAGCUUUCCCAUCCACUGUACGUGGAGAUGCGCGAGGCGUUCAAGAGCUUGCAGUUGGCGCGCGACCGGAUCCACAACCUUAACUUCAGGCGCAUGGCCAUCGAGGCUGAGAACGCAAGAUAUAGUCGGUCAGAGCAGGAGUUCUUAAACAACUUUGCGGAAUACGAAAUGAUGGCGCGGGAUAGACUCGACCAUUGGACCAAGGAGUUUGACCGGCUCCAAGCUCUAUGUCGCGAGAAGCAUGUCGUACCCAUCAACACGCCAUUUGUGGAGGACAACAAUGGGUAUCAGCCCAUUCUUAGACACGAAGACGACAGGACAUUGCAGCUUCAGCCAACGGAGAGGGCCUCGCCCAGCACCAGACCCAAGAACUUGGCACAUCCCCGGUAUCCUAUUCUUCUGAGUAACCCAAAACACCUUGUGCAGCAUCCGUUCCCUUACACGGCCAGAGGUGCCCUCAAGAUGGCCGUCUCUACGCGAAAAGAUCUACCCAACCGGGAUCGCAUCAUAUCCGAAGCGACCCAAGAAUACGGAAUUCAUACUUUACUCUUUGAUGCAAAACCCGAAGACAAGAAUGACUUCAUCAACCGGUGGCUUCUCCACAAGCUACGAACAUCCGCCAUGGAGGUCUUGGUGCUUUACUCAACCUUCCGCACUGUACUGAACUUUGUUGAUAUCGACCGCUGGCAGCGGGACAUCCUGAUGCACUGGUCCCGCGACGAGGCCGUGAAACCAGCCGGAGCCUCGCGACAGCCUUCCAGGUCUCGCAAUUACAUGAUCGGCGACGACGUGUCGCAGGGCUACUACCAGCGUGAUACCGUGAGUGAGCCUCUCGAGCUGCACCACAUGGGCUCUUGGAACAAUUCUGGACGGCAGACGCCGGUGAGCCAGGCUGCCCAUAGCCGUGUCAACAAACACCCGCAGAAGCUCCGAAUUCUGGACCUUGAAGACCGCCAAAGCUGGCAACAGGUCUCUUGA